This is a messenger RNA of Apis florea (little honeybee), 3235 nucleotides long. RefSeq names its product kin of IRRE-like protein 3. Gene Ontology annotation, molecular function: cell adhesion molecule binding. NCBI's taxonomy places the organism in Eukaryota, Metazoa, Arthropoda, Insecta, Hymenoptera, Apidae. The record is from RefSeq and is a predicted model, not a curated record. Gene Ontology annotation, cellular component: cell-cell junction; plasma membrane. Gene Ontology annotation, biological process: cell-cell adhesion.
AUACUUCGUCUAAGUUGGCCCUUUUUGAUCCACGAUAUGUCUCGUAGACAGUCGACGAGAGAGGGAGUCGGACAGGGUGAAGAGGGAAGGGGAUGAAUUUGAACCAGAGGGGGCUGGCCGUUGUUAUCAGAGGGGUCAGAUACGUUGGUGCGCGCCAGUCGAAGCCGAGACUUCGUCCGCGCAACUUCUCGUGGACCUUGUCUGUCGAACGGUCUUUUCCGUUCGAACUCUUUCGACUCGACGAUUCACCAUUCGUGUUCCCUAUUCAAACCUCGUCGUCAUUUAUUUUUUUCUUUUAAAAAAAAUCACGAGAAAAAUAUGUCACACGAUUAUCUAUAACAUGUUUGUUCGUAAUCGAAGGAACAUUUAAAAUUCGCGGGUUUGUGUUUACAUUUGAAUCACGUUCGAACAACAAUCGCAACAGUUUGAAAUCGAGAGUUCUGCGAUAAGGAGAGCAGUUCAUGUAGAAAAAUCAAGAAUCAUGACGAAAGUGCGCCAAUACAGAUUUCUUCCGCUUCUUGUGCAUAUCCUUCUUGGCGUGUGCCGUGGUAUUCAACAAUUCGAGGAGACACCCCAAUACACCGAGGUGAAUCCCGGACAAGACGCGAAGUUGAUAUGCCGCGUGCUCGGCAAGAGGGGGCAGUGUAUCUGGCAGAAGGAUCAGAAGCCGAUCGGGAUGCACUUGAAGAAAUACGAGUGGGUAGGACGGCCAGACAUCGGCGACUGUUCUUUGUGGGUGAGAUCGGCCACUUUAGAGUUCGACGACGGUCUGUGGCAGUGCCAGGUCACAGCCAGCGAUUUCACCACGCAGGACGCGCUUGCAUCCGAACCGGCCCGGCUCGUUGUCAGAGUCAGCCCUCAGCGACCGCAGAUAGAGUACGCGGAUCGUCUAAUUCUACCCGGCAGCAACGUGACAGCCCGAGCAGGUGAGAUCGCCGCGCUCACUUGCAGAGCGCGGUAUGGGAAUCCUUCGCCUCUAAUUAAAUGGUACGUGGGCGAGACCGAAGUGAGGACUUUGAGGCCGCAGGUGAAUUCAACGGAGAUAGAUAAUCCUCGUACCUGGGCGACCUACAGUGUCUGCGAGAUCAUGGCGGACAGAUCGCGCUAUGGGCAGCCGAUUCGAUGCGUGGCCAUUCAUCCGGCCUAUGACAACCCGACUAUGUCGUCGAGCACGGAAGUCAGGUUCGACGUUAGAUACGCGCCCGAGACGAGGCUGGUCGGGGUGCCGACCGGGCAAUUGGAAGAGGGUCGUGAUCAACUCGAGAUACGAUGUCUGGCCGAUGCGAAUCCACCGGCCUCGAUCCUCUGGAGGAGAACCAAGAGUCCGGGAGUGACGGAGGUGGCCAGUAUCGGGGAAACGUUGCUAUUCUCCCCGAUCUACAGGAAUCACGCAGCUGUCUAUAUCUGCGAAGCGGCCAACACCGAGGGUGAAAGCAGCCCCGUGUCCGUUCAAGUGUCCGUCAACUAUCCGCCGACGAUCAGCUCGGUCGGGCCAGAUCGACUAACCACGGCGUUGUUAUUUUCUGGAGCCUCGUUCGAGUGUAACGCCGACGCUAUGCCACCGGCCGAGUACAGGUGGGCUCAAAUCUUCACCGAUGGCCGGAUGCCAUUGGAAUGCGGUACAGGGCAACGAUUGAUCCUGACGAACGUGACGUACGAGCAACAGGGUCAAUAUAUAUGUCUCGCCUCGAACAAGAUCAAUGGGAACGUCAGGGAAGUUAAAAGUGAUCCUGUAUCGCUGCAAGUGGUCGGCGCGCCCAGGGUGGUGAAACCGGGUAUCACGGAGAAGUUUGUCGUGGCAACGACCGAAGGGAGCCCGGCGAAAUUAGAGAUCAGACUGUGUUCCGACCCGAAGCCCCGGCUCGUGGCUUGGGAAUGGGGCAGCACCAGACUCCACGCCGGUGAAGUACUGGAAUCACGGUAUCGAGCGUUGGAUCUAGAGCCGUUAGCGGUCGAGGAUUGUUAUAUAGCCGUUUUAGAACUGACUAGCACAGUGAAGGAGGAUCAAAGACUGUAUCACGUAAUCGUGGAAAACGAUCGUGGGAGCGAUCGUCGUGCCCUGAUGUUGAGAGUCGACGAACCAGGCCAGAUUCCACUCGUUAUCGGGGCUGUCGCUGGGUUUACGGUGCUCUCGGUGCUGGUAAUGGGAUUCGUUUGUUUCCUACGCUCGGAUAGAUGCUGCGUGGCCAGAAAUACGGUGCCUGCGCUCCAGCAAGUGCAUUGUACGAAGGCCUCGAACACGAUGAUAGAGGAUCCCCGUUUAGCAGUGGAUACGAUGGAAAGGAACAGUCAACAGUACGCGUCAGAGAAACGACCGAAUCACGUCUUGAAACCCGUCCCGUCACAGCAAUAUCAACAAGAGUGUUAUCAACACGAUCCGCCUCACCAACAGCAACAUUAUCAGAGGCAUCAUCAUCACCACCAUGGACAGCCUCACGGGCCGCAAUACACGCUUCAGGGGGAGCAGCUGUUUCUCAAACCAGAUCGUUUAGCAACCCUGAAGCCCCACUGCAAGAUCGAGAAGCCGCCGCAGUACACGACGUUCAAGCCGAGUUCGAACUGAAGAUUUUACUAUUUCUAUUUUCUAUUGAUGUACACAUUGAUCGCACACACAUGCGCGCAUCCUACAAGAAACUGAAAAUAAAAAAACAUCAGAAAUGAGAAGAAAAUAACGGUGAAAAUGGUAGAAAAAUCGAUAGGACGAGACUGAAAAGUGGCAUAAAAUCAAAACAAAGGAAAUCGACGCAUAAUUUGCUGUCUUUUCCACCUCUCUUUCGCUCAUCUCUUUGUUACGUUCGUCAACGUAUCCGAUGCAAAGUGAGAUGUUUCAUAUCGUCGAUCGAUAUUGAUACCAGCCAACGAAUCUUUGUUCUAAAUUCUUUUUUUCUUUUUUUUUCGUGCGACAAAUUUCCUUUUCCUGUACAGAUUCGAAGGAAAUUAUCGCUCGAAUAAGAACACUGAGCACUAUUCGGUUGGUAUUGUCGGCAUUUAUAAUUCGAGACUAUUGAAGAACUCGACAAUAUUGUGAAUUUUAAUAUUAAUUAAUUUAUGUUAAUAGAUUUCAUAGUGAAAAAUCAUUUUCGCGCAAAUAAUACUGCCAUUAUUAUAUAAUAAUAACAACUGCCCCGACAAAGACGAUCUUUACGAUGUCGGUACCAAUCAAAAUGAAAACUAUAUUCGAAGGGUAUUUAUAAUGCUUGCGAUAAUGUUGUUAAUAAAACGGUAAUUUUGAAUA